This is a messenger RNA of Closterium sp. NIES-65, 840 nucleotides long. Lineage: Eukaryota; Viridiplantae; Streptophyta; Zygnematophyceae; Desmidiales; Closteriaceae. The record is from the annotation of a GenBank genome assembly.
AUGGCUACCCCCAGUGUCCUUACCUUUGAUGCUGAGGGUCGUGCUGCUGACUUUGAGGUCUGGGUCGAUGACCUCCAGCUCUUCCUCCAGUGCGAUAGGGCAGACGGACUCUCCCUGUUUGAUCUCACCUCUGGUGCCUCUCCUACCCCGCCUGCUACUGGUGACAGCACUGUUCGCUCACAGUGGGCCACACGCGAUGCUGCUGCCCGUCUUGCUGUGCGUCGCCACUUACCGACCGCUGAGCUUGCGCACUUUAGUCAGUACAAGAGUGCUAAGACCUUGUACGACGCUGUAGUUGCACGCUACUCUUCCCCUGCCACUGCUCCUCUUAGCCGCCUCAUGCUGCCGUACCUGUUCCCUGACCUUGCUGCCUUUCCCACAGUCGCUGACCUCAUUACGCACCUUCGCACUAGUGACACUCGCUACCGCGCUGCGCUUCCUGCUGAGUUCUGUGCCAAGAACCAUCCCCCCAUGGGUGUUCCCCCUCCCCCCUCUUGCCCUCUGUUGCUUCUGCUGCUGCGGCCAACCUCGUUGGCUUCGAGUCGGUCGGCGCUGCGUCUGCCCCUAGCGAGAGACGCUGCACCGGCAAGGGCAAGGGGGGCAAGGGCGCUAGAAGGGCUGGCGAGGGCGGUGGAGGUGGCGGUGGAGGCACUGGAGGGGGUGGGGGCGGUGGUGGGAGUGGUGGCGGGGGUGGAGGUGUCGGUGGCAGCAGUGGAGGCGGAGGAGGCGGCGGCCGUGGCGGUGGGAGCGGAGGCGGCGGAGGUGGCGGGGGCGGCGGCGGCGGAGGCGGUGGAGCUGGUCGCGGCUCUGCACAGAGGAGGGGCUCCGGUGUGGUGCUGA